This is a messenger RNA of Corvus hawaiiensis (hawaiian crow), 8015 nucleotides long. RefSeq names its product QKI, KH domain containing RNA binding (gene QKI). Gene Ontology annotation, molecular function: mRNA binding. The coding region runs from base 533 to 1606 and encodes 357 amino acids. The record is from RefSeq and is a predicted model, not a curated record. Gene Ontology annotation, biological process: regulation of mRNA splicing, via spliceosome. The transcript has 9 exons. Gene Ontology annotation, cellular component: nucleus. Lineage: Eukaryota; Metazoa; Chordata; Aves; Passeriformes; Corvidae.
GGCGGCGGCUCCUCGGAAGCGGCAGCCGCGCCAGCAGCGCCCGCCCGCCCCGCGCGUCCCCUCCCUCCCUCCCCCGCCGCGGAGACUGGGGGCAGCGCCGAGAGGAGAACCGGGCUCAGCGUGUGUGUGCGCGGGAGGAGGAGGAGGAGGAGGGGGGACACACCGAGGACUGCGCCGGCCGAGGGCGCACGGAGCAGGGAAGCGGCGGCGGCACCGAGAGGCGGCGGCGGCGGGUCCUCGUGCCCGGAGAGGAGGGCGCAGCCCGCACGGGGGUUUCUACCGAGUUUCCUCUUUUUUUUCCUUUUUUUUUUUCUUUUUUUUCGGUCCCUGGGAGUCAGCGGCGGGUCUGCGUUUGUCUCCGGAUUUGAAUCCUCCUCCUCCUCCUCCUUCCUCGGGGAAGCUCCCCUCCCCGCCCCCUCCCCUCCCCCACCGCCUCCCUGCCCGCCCGGAUCCAGCCGGGCGCCCCGUGCCGCGGUCGCGUUGCUCGGCGGAGCUGCUGCGGGCGCUCGCCGUCUCUGCGCGGGCUUGGAAUAUGGUUGGGGAAAUGGAAACCAAGGAGAAGCCGAAGCCGAGCCCCGAUUACCUGAUGCAGCUGAUGAACGACAAGAAGCUGAUGAGCAGCCUCCCCAACUUCUGCGGGAUCUUCAACCACCUCGAGAGGCUGCUGGACGAAGAAAUUAGCAGAGUACGGAAAGACAUGUAUAACGACACAUUAAAUGGUAGUACGGAGAAGAGAAGUGCAGAAUUACCAGAUGCUGUGGGACCUAUUGUACAGUUACAAGAGAAACUAUAUGUGCCUGUAAAAGAAUAUCCAGAUUUUAACUUUGUUGGAAGAAUCCUUGGGCCCAGAGGACUAACAGCUAAACAGCUUGAGGCAGAAACAGGAUGCAAGAUAAUGGUCCGAGGGAAGGGCUCAAUGAGGGACAAAAAGAAGGUCUCCUUUAAGAGCAGAGACAGCCAUGAUCCAGCAAUUUUGGAGGUAGAGGAAGAGCAGAAUCGAGGCAAGCCCAACUGGGAACACCUGAACGAAGAUUUACAUGUACUUAUCACUGUGGAGGAUGCUCAAAACAGAGCAGAAAUAAAGCUGAAGAGGGCUGUUGAAGAAGUAAAAAAGUUACUGAUACCUGCAGCAGAAGGAGAAGACAGUCUUAAAAAGAUGCAGCUGAUGGAGCUUGCAAUUCUGAAUGGCACCUACAGAGAUGCCAACAUCAAAUCACCAGCCCUUGCCUUUUCUCUUGCAGCAACAGCCCAGGCUCCAAGGAUUAUCACUGGGCCUGCGCCUGUUCUCCCACCAGCUGCCCUGCGUACUCCUACGCCAGCUGGCCCUACCAUAAUGCCUUUGAUCAGACAAAUACAAACCGCUGUCAUGCCAAACGGAACUCCUCAUCCCACCGCUGCAAUAGUUCCACCCGGACCUGAGGCCGGCUUAAUUUACACACCAUAUGAAUACCCCUACACGCUGGCACCAGCUACAUCAAUCCUUGAGUACCCUAUUGAACCUAGUGGUGUAUUAGGUGCGGUGGCUACUAAAGUUCGAAGGCACGAUAUGCGUGUCCAUCCUUACCAAAGGAUUGUGACCGCAGACCGAGCCGCCACCGGCAACUAACCUAUGACCUUCUGACCUCUGAACUCUUCACCCAAUGAUGACCUGACCAUGCCUGCCUGCUGAUCAGUUAACUGGUAAACGCCUUUGCUUGCCUGUCUUCAGUGCAGCGAGCUGGGGCACUUGUCCGUUCGUCUUACCAUCUAACAAAACAGACAAAGAAAUUGUUGUCCUCCAACUCCGCUUUUUGUUGUUCUCCUGUUUGGGUGAAAGUGGUUCUAGAACCUGCACUGAAUAGUAGUAAAGCAAUAAGGUCCAACUCAUCCCUCCGCACUGAUCAUCCUCUAGUGUCCUGCCCCAAGCGAACGGUAAGGAGGCCUCGCACGAGAUGGAGACAGAUGUCCCUUAACUACCCGAUGACAGAGGCAGUUACUGUGAGAGACUUCUAGGAAUAUUUUUCUUCUCAGAAAAAAAAAAAAAAAAAAAAAGUCAAAGCUCUCUCUGAAUGUACUGUGUGAUGAUGCAUCAUGCAUGAACCUUUGGUCAGGGAUGUCAUUGGGGAAGGGAUUCCAAAAAGUAUUCAAAAUUUGAUACGCUCUUUAGUCACUACCAGUGCCCUCAAAGGGCAGAUGUUGCAGCCUUUUUUCUAUUGCCUGCCAAAUUGGACGUUUUAAAGGAAAGUGUGCCAUGAAAUGCAGAUUAUGAUGACUUUUCAGAACUACAUUAAUGCAGAGAACAAAACAGCAACACUAUUAAAGCAAAAUACGAGUUUAAAUUGUUUUAACCAUAUUUUAAUCUCCUUGGAAGAUUACAUGAGAACAAGGUACAUGCAUUAUGUGUCACAUUACUGGGCAAACUGUUCAAAUAUUUUUUUUAAACCUCCCUGUAUAGAAAAAAUUUCAUUAAGGAUGUAAAAGCCAUGCUUGCCUAUUUGCUGUAUACAUGUAAUGAAAUUGUAGAUAAAGUGUAGUGCAUUGAAACAAAAUGAACAAAAAAGUAGAUACUUUUACUAUACAAGGGUGCUGGUGCAGAAAAAAAAUAUAUUUUUGGAAAUGUAGCAUUUUAUACUUUCAAGUGUUAUAAAAAAAGAAAAAAAGAACAAAGAAACCCUUUAUUUCAUUAAAUGAUUUUUUCUGGUGGUUGUCAAGAAACAAAAGACCAAAAGAGCCUUUUAGUCUUUCUUUUUUAUUUUUUAAGUAUUGGAAUAAGUCUAAAGAAAAGGAAGUGCCUUAUUUUCUUCAUGGUCAUUUAGUCAAAUGUCUUGUAUAAUCAGCUUCUCCCUCAGACAAGUUACUGCAUGCCACUCAGUCGCCCAGUAUGUGAAAGAAGCUGUGAGGGAAGACAAAUGAUGAGUUGACCAUAUUAAUUACCUGAUUUUUGCCAUACUAGUGUGAUGUGACUUUGCCAAAAUCUCAUUAAGUGAAGUAUUUGCUAAGUUUUCAUCAAACCAGCCCAUUAUUAUUUCAACCACUCUACUUUUUAAAUCAUAGCAAAUGCCGUACUUGUGCAACGUAAACCAAAGGGUUCUGUGAUACAGACUGUCUCAUGCUAAAGGAGAUUAUUAGCUGACAAAUGUUUGUAGAGCUGGAAGUUAUGUCAUUUUUGUUCAGGGAUGGAGAGGAGUUUUCUUGAUUUUGGUUGAAAUAAAUAUACAUCAACUAUAGUAGGCUUUGGCACCACCCAGAAAACAGAUGUUCUUUGGAUAAUGAAACUGAAAGUGCUUAGCGAGUUUUCACGUCCCCAGUUUUCACAAGCAGCUCCUGCAGUGGCAAACAGCACGGAAGUUGCGUAGUUUUCAGCUCGUCUUUGACUAUUGUUAGAUCUGGCCCAUUGACUUUUCUUCAAAAGAUAAGCAGGAGAGGGACUUCAGCCAUUUGAAGUCCAGCUAUACUUUAUUUUUAACCCUUGUUUCCACAUGAGGUUCGACUAGCUGGGCAAUUGCAAGAGCUGAAGCUGUUGAACGCACAGUAUUUAGUUCUGAAAACGUUAAGUAUUAUUUUGUGGGGCUCAGUACUAAACUUGGCAAAUAUCAGGUGAUAAUUUUAUUCCCCUCUUGUCAACUUAUUCUCCUCCUGCAAAUCUUCACAGCUUCCAAGUGAAAGGUCAAUAGUAAGCUAAGAGGGCUUACGUUUUUAAGCACCUGCAUGGUGACCUCAUCUAACAUCUUGUCUCACCUGGAAAUAAUUAUCAGUUUAUUUACUAUGCAAUAGACAUUCAUCCUUUCGUAUUCAGCUAGAUUUUUGUUUAUUGUGCCACCGGCUUUGUCUUCCUGUUACACAUACAGUUGUGUUGAUUUUAUUUACAGUAUAUGCUGUGCCAUUUUGAUUUUAUUUUGGUUGGUUGGUUGAAUAAACUUGCGACACUCGAACAUUUGAAGAGAGAUUUGCUAAAACAAUACCAGUAUUUGAUCCAGUUUCAUCUCAACUAUGAUAAAACCUGGACAUUUUAGACAUUUAUCAAAGGUCUUUUACUUGGGGGGAGGGGAAGUGUAUGGAAUAGAUGUGUGACAUGUGAAAGUAAUGUUUGCUCUGAACAAACUUCUGAAAACUUAGUUGACAAAAUUUUGGAUCAACUUAAAAGCAUGACUUUUGAAAUCUCUGAAUGCCUUGGUUCUCAGUAUUAUCAUUCUUUAAUGACUUCUUCUUUAUUAAAAUAAGUAGUUUUAAGACUUCUUUCUGACAGUAUUAUGUAAUUUUUUUAGAGUGGGUAGAUGGGAGUGUCGCUUGUAUGUAACCGUACAGAUGACAUAUAUUUGUCUAUUCUUUAUUAUCUUAGUAGUUUCAUGCUAUGUAUGUACCAUAACCAACCUAUUGCCUAUGAGAAACAUGUAAGAUAAUGUAUUUACAGCCAUUGUUACAAGUUUAUAAUGUAUUUUUCUAUCUUGUUUUAUAUGUAUGUUAUAUAACAUUCAAAAGAAUUUUUUUCCUGAUUGAGAAAAAAGGAUACAAAAUGCAAAACCCACAAUUUUGAUAACUGAAAAAUUGCCAAUUGUUUUGCAGUACUUUAUUAUAUUGGGAGUGUUGUCUUUCUUGGGCUUUUAGUUAGCUACUGGAUGAAUACAUUAGACAUAUUUGGGUUUUAGUUGGGUUUUUACAUAGCUUGCAUUUUAAUUCUUUGGUUCUUUGCUGUUUCUAUUAACCCAUAGCAUUAUUUUAAUAAAUGUUAUAAUACCAACCUACUAACUCUGGACUAUGUCUGUUUAUUAACCAUUACAUGUUUAAUUAAAAUAAACAAAUAAAGACGGAAGAAUGUAAAGUCUUGAGUUACUGGACUAACCCUGAAGAACGUGACCACAGAUAACACAACGUGACUUGUUUUUGUGUUGUUUGUCAGCUGACAUUCUGCACACUACUAUUAAGUUGGCUUUGGUCAUUCUGGCCUUUUACCUUGGGGAAUAGGUGCCAGUAGAAAUGGGAACAAAGUAGCAUUUUUUGAGGCAUUCUUCUUGUAGUGUCUCGCCACUUGCCUUUCAGCAUCUGCAUUACUAAUUCCACACUUUCUUUUUCUUUCUCUAAAAUAAUUACUGUUGGCUCACAGCAAAAGAGCAAAAGAUGCCAGUGUAUUGGUAAAUCGUGACGGUGUACAGAAACCAGUUUGAUUCUUUGUUGAACCAUUCAGAGGUUGCAAUUAAUCUCACAGUAAUUUGUGAUUUGUUGGUUUUGGCACCUGAUUCACUGUUGCAUCAUGUGACAUUUCUAAGCAGAAAAUAUUUCUGGAUAAAACUGCUGUACAUUGAAAUACAAAACCUGGGGGUUUCCUUUGGCAAAAGUGCCUUAUUUAUGCCAUGCUAUUUCAAGUAACUUUUUUUUAUGGUACUUCUGCUGUAGUCUGUCAGUAUUGCCUAGCUCAGGGGAGUACAACUUCUGUAAGCCAAAGGUCAAACUGUUUUUUUUUUCCUAAUGACUGCAGAAAGUACAAAAAUACACCUUUCACUAAAUUACCAAGCAAUAUCCAUUUCAAAUUCCAGAGCUGCCUUUAUGUGAUCUUUAUCCCUGUGGAUGACUGGAGCAACAUGAAUGCAGGGAAUUGAAAUUGUGAAAAUGCUGUUUUGAAUGUACAUCUAUGCAAAUAUUUUUACAGAAAUGCUUCCCCUUUCUUAGAACUACACUAUCUGAGCCUCCUUCAUAUUUCCCAGGUAGUUCUCCUGGAUUUGUAACCUUGAGUGGGCAGUAAUUACCACUACUAUCAAGGGACAUCCUCGAUGUAGAUAACUUUUCAGAUGCCAAUGGAUUUCUUCCUGGAAGUCCCAUUUUUUUCCUAUAGAUAGUAAAAUUCCAGAUGAGGAGUCUGAAUCUGUUCAAAUUCCUCCUUUAAUUUAUGACGUUUCAAACUAUUUAUCUUGAAAUACAUGCUAUAUAAAACUGUAUAAAUAGAGUUCUCACAGUAUUGCUAGUAAUUAAAAUUUUAUGCAUCUUUAUUUUAUGGAGAAAAAUAGUCUAGCUUUCAUGAUGUUUGUUGGUUUUCUAAUGGCAUGUAGUUCUUUGUUUUAGAAAAAUUGUAGGUAGAGCUGAAAUACCAAUACCUUUUGAAUAGUUUCACUUGUGCAGAAUUUUUUUUAAAUUCAACAGAUCAUGUUGCUAUCCUAAAACUCAGCCACAGGCAGAUGAUAAGAAUAUUAGGUAAUUACAACAGAUAAUAUCAGGACCUUUUGACUGGAUAAUGGAACAAGUGUCCUUACAGUGCAAAUAAUUUAUAAUCUUAAAGAAUUUUAUCAGAGGCACACAUUUAGUUUGGUGAAGUACUCUAUCCAGUAUAGGUGAAACUAUUCAGAUGGAACAAAACUUUAGUGUUUUAUAUUGAAGAAUACUUCUAUUCUGAGAACUACUGCUUUUCUGUAAUAUUUUCAUUAUUUUUUAUUUUUAUCAAUAGAUAUUAACUACUGUCAUACUUUGUCCACAGUGCAUUUUCAUCUCAUUCUUCAGUAUAUGCCAUAGUGAAAGUUGCUGUAAAUUGUGUAGUCCUUUAAAGCUGGAGGACAGAAAAAAAUAGGGAAACUCUAAAAUCAAAAUAAUACACUAUUAUUGUUGUCCACCAAAGGCAUUUCUCAACUUACCUGAGUGCCUGUCUGAAAAUUUAACUAUUUUUUACUUUGCCUGCUUACAGGAAAGAUAUGAACUGUUUUUAGAACUGAAUUUGAGGAUGACUUCAAUAUUGCUAAAUCACUGAAGUUAGCUUCUUUUUCUUUCUUAUUAUUCUGAGGUUAAAUUGUCUUAACAUUUGAAAGAUCAUACAUUCAAGACAAUUAGAUAAUUGCUCUUUGAUCCAAUAAAGUGGGAUUUAUCUUAGGUUUUGGGGUUUUUUUAAUUAGGUCAGCAUAUAAAUAAAAAUAUCAUCAGGCCUUUCAAAGUAAACUCUGAGCAGUGCUCUUCACAUCUUAAAAGUGAACUGUUGUACCGAAGUACACCAAAUUUGGUUUCAGUUAAGAGUAUUUUUGUGCGUUUUAUAAAGUGCCUUCAAGAACACACUUCAGAUAUUUUUAAUGAGCAUAUGUUCAGUGUACUGACAAUACUGAUCUUUUAUUUGAACAUACCUUUUAAAUGUGUGUCAAAAAUCUACAUGUAACGAAAGGUUUAUUGCCAGAUUGUACUCUGUGAGGGGGACCACUAAAAGGUUUUCUGCCCUGAAAAAGCAGGGAAGCAUUGAAGUGUGUUACCAUCCAUUUAGAAAUUAACUUGGCGGAAACAUACUUAGGAGUAUAUGAAACUGAGUUCUUUGUGUCUGGAUAAAAAUACCAGUUAUCAGAAAUAGCGCAUUGUACAGAACGAAAUCUGAGUAACACAUUCCUAGGGCUGGAAGUACAUGGUUUUUCCUGGAAUUUCUGUUUUGUUUUAAUAUGCUUGAUACAUUUUUCUAAAACACUGGAAUACUGUCCAAAUAACACAUGACCCAUAACGUUAGCACGUGGUAAUCAAUGUUGAAUCAAACUGGUUGACGAAAGUAUAGUGCUCUUCCUUCUCUGUGCCUGCGCACUAAUUGCAGGUGGUGCAUAGGGGCUGGGGCUUAGGCACAGCAGGUUACAGUCCUAAUUUCUUGGUGCCUGCAGUUUGGGUGUCCGUCUUUGACAACAAGACUAACUGGGAGGACUUUGCCUCCCAAGGCAAAGAUUAGCUGAGAUCUGAAACUCUUUGUAGAAUUAAUUGAAAAUACAGCAACAACAAAGUGACAUAUAUACAUAAAUGCUUUGACUUGUACUAUGGCAGUUUGUGUGAAACAUUUGAGGUUUUGUUUGUGCAAAAUAAUGUAUUCUGAGGGGAAAAGCAAACAUGGACAUUGCCAAAACACAUGUAAAUAAACACCAUUUAUGACUGUACAUUAUGUGCAAUAAAGUAACUGGAAAAAGGUGCAUGUACUUUAUCCUCAAAAGAAAACUGACAGCUCUCAAUGCUAUAGCUAUAGUUUUAUUUUCUGAAAAGUUAAAUUUUAUUCUGUAUCUAAACAGCAGAAUAAAGAAUGUACAUUUUUCACACUUAAA